AUGAAAGUGACCCAGAACGCAUGGGAUCCGCUGAGCGCUCUAUCCGUUGCAGCGGCAGUGGUUCAGUUUGCCGACUUCGGCUUCCGCCUGCUGAAAAGCACCCGUGAGCUCUAUAAAUCUCCAUCCGGCCAGAAAGCUGCGCACAUCGAGCUCUCCGUCGUGUCCCAGAAUCUUUCGCGCCUCGCAGCCUUUGUUGAAGCCAAGAUAGAGGAGAAUGCAGGACCGUCGGCGCAGGUCUUCCUCGGCCUCUGCCGCGAAUGCGCGUCAACCAACGAUGAGCUUCAGGAGAUACUCAGCAAGGUCGAGGCGCGAGGUUCUACCAAUGUCAUGCUGGCUGCGGAUACCGCUGGUGACAUCGAAAGACUGGCAAAUCGCCUAGCCAGCAUUCGCCAGCAGAUGAACAGCGCAUUGCUUUAUCUAUUGCGAGAUGAAGCUUGGGGGAAUGGCAUCAACACUACCAAGCAAUUCAGCACCGAUGUCAUGGGCCUUAUCGACAAGUGGCCUGUGAGCAACCAGUCGGAAACCGACGAGAUGGUGCGUGAGUAUGCAAAGCAAACCUUGGUAAAUGGGAGCCGAGACCGUGAGAAGUUCGAUUACGUAUGCAAAAGUCUAUACUUCGAUUCGAUCAGCCAUAGGGAGGCAAGCAUUCCCAAACGACAUGCCGCAACCCUCGAGUGGGUAUUCCACGACCCGCGGGCAUCUGAAGAUGAUGAUCCGCUAUGGUCGAGCUUCCCCCAAUGGUUGGUCGGAGAUUCUCCUGAUAUCUACUGGAUCACAGGGAAACCACGGGCCGGAAAGUCGACAUUGGUCAAAUUCGCAGCCGAGUCCCAGGUGCUCGUGGCUCGCUUUUUUGCCUGGACUGCGGGAGCGAACGUGCUCCAAAAGUCUCACGCUGGUCUUCUCAGAACCGUCCUCCUCGAGGCCAUCCGGCAGCGGCCUCAGCUGGCCGUCGAUAUCUUUCCUGCCAGAUGGUUUCUCCUCCAAUCUUUCAAUGGUAAAGUGAAGUUGCCAGCCCUGACGAUGGAUGAGUUGAGGAUAGGUUUCCCGAAUCUCCUAUCUGCUACCGGGAAGGAGGUCAAGCUGGCUCUCCUUGUUGACGGCCUGGAUGAAUUCGAUGAGGACCACCGAGCGCUGGUCCAGCUCCUUCGCGAUGCCAACGCAUCAGUAGGGGUUAAGAUUUGCGCCAGCAGUAGACCAUGGAACGUCUUCAGGGAUGCGUUCGGCAAGAAUCCCAUGUUGCAGCUCGAGCGUCUUACUCGAGAAGACAUCAAGUUGUUCGUUCAGGAGAAACUGGAGCUCAGUCCGGGUUAUAGCGAUUUCGCUGCCACUAGCCCGCAGGAGGCAGGCAAGAUCAUCGGCGACAUUGUCGACAAGUCGCAAGGGGUUUUGCUCCGGAUAUCCGUCAUUUCGGGCUUGCUAGAGCCUAGCUUCGAAGAAGGAACGGGCAUCUCGGAACUGCAGGCAGUGGUCGACAAGCUCCCGAGCGAGGUUGCCGACUUGUUCCGCUACAUCUGGGACCGAACCAGCAAACGAUUCAAAGCCGAGGCAUUGCAGAAUUUCCAGCUUAAAAGAGUCUGCGAGGAGCAUGAAAUUCAGCUAUAUGCCCUGACGCUCUGGUUUGGUGCUAAGGAGAUCCCUGUUGACCUCGAUGCCAGCGAAGUCACAGCCACGUACCUGGACGGGGUCAUCAAAUCCUUGGAAAGGAAACUGAUGAGCCGGACCGGAGGGUUGUUGGAGCUGAUCUCCCAUGACGGCCCGCUGAAAUACUCAAAAAGGCGAGUGGAAUUCAUGCACCGGACGGCAAGUGAUUGGGUCCGCCAUAAUUGGGGAAGCAUCACCUCCUCGACGGACUGUAACUUUGACCCUUGCUUGUGGAUUGUUAAGGGCGAAGCCCUGAGCUUUGUACUCGCAACUGAGCCGUCUCAAGGCGAUUCUAUCCUUGUGGAUCGCUGGCCAACCAUUCAUAUCAACAUUUACGAGGCCAAGUACUUCGGGUCAUCAAGAACGUCGUCGUCAAGUUCCUUCUGGGCAAGCCAGUACCCCUUUUAUUCCGGGGUAAAAGGAAACACCCCAUGCAGGGACCUCCUGCAACUCGCAGCUUACUACCCUAUCUCUGCCUAUCUUGUACUGAGCAACAGCAUAUUCGGCGAAAUCUGGAUUUGCAACUCAACGGCCCGACUAGAUCUCCUAGACUUCCUUACUCGAGAAAAGGCACCCCGAUGGGUGGAUGCCGACAGCAUCCACGAACUUGUAUGCCAGACGAGGGCCAUGAAGCUGAAAGUCUCGCGCAUAUCUUCGGCCGGCGACCCUCUCGUCGCCUAUUUCACAGAAGUAAUUAGGAUACUAGAGUCCUCACACGGUCCCAGAUCCAAGCCGGCAGAGCAGGGAGCCAAGUCAGUGGAGCACAUGUCCAAGGCACAGAAGCAGAAAUGGAAGGAAGAGGUUUGGCAAUUUUCGAUCCGGAUACUUGGCCGUAUACCGGGAAGACGAAGUCACUUGCACUAGGUACUGCUGAUCAGACGUUCAAAACAGCGUGGGUCACUAUACCCAGUUCCAAGUUUUCAAUGAAAAUGAGG
Molecule: messenger RNA, 2576 nt
Organism: Chaetomium strumarium
Lineage: Eukaryota; Fungi; Ascomycota; Sordariomycetes; Sordariales; Chaetomiaceae
Exons: 10
Coding region: 1-2505 (834 amino acids)
Source: RefSeq, a predicted model, not a curated record